This is a messenger RNA of Sesamum indicum (sesame), 2586 nucleotides long. Its product is annotated as putative hexosyltransferase MUCI70. The record is from RefSeq and is a predicted model, not a curated record. NCBI's taxonomy places the organism in Eukaryota, Viridiplantae, Streptophyta, Magnoliopsida, Lamiales, Pedaliaceae.
UAUAUAAUUAUUCAGAUGAAAUUCAAUGAUGACCCAAAUUGGUGAUGGGGAUGAGAUUUUUACCACUGAUUCUCCAUCGAUUUCAAACAAAUUCAUAGAAAUCAAUUACUGCAUUCAGCCCUCAAUUUUAGCAGAUUUGUUUAUUCGCUUCCUAAAUUGUUUCUUUUGUUGUUCAGUGCUUUGUAAUUACUGGACUUUGCGUUGAAGUCCGAGUGUCUCUCUCUUAAUUGGUGGGGAUUAGUGAAAUGUUGAUUGUCUUCCUCGGACUGUGUUUUUCUGAAUCAUAGACUUCUGGUUCGAUCAAACACGCAUAGAUAAAGACAGUUUGUGUUUUGAUUGGGUAUGCGAAGUUUGGGAACCUUUUAAUUUCUCUCUCCUCAGAAGAAUUUAAGGCCUAGCUGUUGGGUUCUUGCAGCUCAGGACUCUACAUUGCUGUUGUGUUGUAGUAGAGACUGAUCAUUGUAGUCAAGUGGGUCUCAAACUCUUAAGGGAUUCAGCAUUGUUCCACGUUCUUCUGCGCGAUUGGGUUGGUUUUAAGUGGAUUUACAAAGGCAAACUGAUAAAGAUUCAACUUUUUGGAUAGCUUUUACGAUUUGAGUAUAUUGGCAAAAGAGUCUGCCCUUUUGGGUUGUUUUGGGGAAUUGAAUAUCCAUUGUGAAUGAGGGAAAAGGGGAGAUGAGAGGUGAAGUUUGGGGAUUUGGAGGACAGCAAUGACUACAGGGUCAUUGGGUCUUCGAUCGUCAGGGAGUUAUGGGUCUCUGCAGCAAGUUCAGAACAGUUCGUUAUCGUUCUCAAUCCAAACUUCACCGCCCUUGUCAAGAAAGCCUUCCAAGAUGCUUAAGGAAAAGGACAGAUUGUUCUUCUGGAUCUUCAGAUUUGCGCCGCGAAAGAAGGUCGGAAUGCUGCUCUUGUGUCUUGUUUCGCUUGCAGUUUUCAUGUGGGUUUUGAUUGUUGGCAAAGUUGCAGGUGAAGAUGCUCGAGAAAGCAUUACUCGAAAUGUAAAUAUUGCACCUGGGCCAAUAUCUGAGGAGAAAGUUAGCAUCGUUGGAGCUCCACCUUCUCAAAUUAUUGAAAUGGAGGGAAGUGCAAAUGCUACCCCUCUAUCUCCACCGACUGUUUUUUUCACUGGGUACAAGCUUCCUCCUGGGAAUCCAUGCGAGCAUUUUACACUUCCUCCGCCCCCAGCAGAUAAAAAGAGGACGGGGCCACGCCCAUGUCCUGUAUGCUACCUUCCUUUGGAGGAUGCCAUUGCGCUAAUGCCUAAUGCACCAUCCUUUUCUCCUGUACUUAAAGAUCUGACAUAUGUUCAUGAAGAAAAUUUGUCUAAAUCAGAAUUUGGAGGUUCGGACUUUGGUGGAUAUCCUUCACUGAAGCAGAGGAGUGACUCCUAUGAUAUAAGGGAGUCCAUGAGUGUGCACUGUGGGUUUGUUGGAGGAGUGAAACCUGGUCAUCAGACUGGUUUUGACAUUGAUGACUCUGAUCUUCUUGAGAUGGAAAAGUGUCGAGGAGUGGUUGUCGCAUCAGCAAUAUUUGGGGCUUUUGAUUUAAUAAGGCAACCAAAGAAUGUUAGUGAAUAUUCCCAAAAAACUGUUUGCUUUCAUAUGUUUGUGGAUGAAGAAACAAAAGCCUUUUUGAGGAAUUCUAGUGAGCUUGGCAGUGACAAGAAAGUCGGGCUGUGGAGGGUUACUGUUGUCCGGAAUCUACCUUAUUCUGAUCCAAGACGUAAUGGAAAGGUGCCUAAAUUACUACUUCACCGCCUUUUCCCUAAUGCCCGGUACUCACUGUGGAUUGAUGCAAAACUUGAGCUGGUUGUGGAUCCAAUUCAAAUUCUCGAAAGGUUCUUGUGGAGGAAAAAUGCAAGCUUUGCAAUAUCAAGGCAUUAUAGGCGUUUUGAUGUGUUUGUAGAAGCAGAAGCUAAUAAAGCAGCUGGCAAAUAUGACAAUGCUUCCAUUGAUUUCCAGAUUGACUUUUAUAAAAAGGAGGGCUUAACACCGUAUUCUGCAGCAAAGCUGCCCAUUACCAGCGAUGUUCCUGAAGGAUGUGUGAUAGUUAGGGAGCACAUCCCAAUCACCAAUCUCUUCACCUGUCUUUGGUUUAAUGAAGUGGACCGUUUCACUUCAAGAGACCAGAUAAGUUUUUCCACUGUAAGGGACAAGAUCCGGUCGAAGACUAACUACACUAUCAAUAUGUUCUUGGACUGCGAAAGACGCAACUUUGUGAUCCAGGGCUACCACAGAGACCUGCUGGAGCACUGGUCUCCGCCUCCGCCUGCCAGUGUCAUUUCCAAUGUUCAUCCUCCUCCGCCCAUAGUUAUGGUUGAUGGGACAAAAAUCCCAACCAACAUCAGCACAAGCAGUCCAAUCAAGAAGGUGCCCACAAAGCGUGGGAAAGACAGGAGGUGGAGGCGUCACCGGAAAAUUGUCAUUGGCAGUAAAGAUGCCAGUACUAGUAACAAUUUUGUCUAGGCAAGAUUCUUAAUUCUUUCCUCCCCUGUUUCAAGAUCAUUUAGACCGGGGCUGGGUGCUAACGUCGACAUGAGAGUUGUAGGUAUAUCCCAAUACGGCAUGGUUCUUUUUCUUUUUUUUU